AUGGCACCGCUGCUCAUCACCCUCCUGCUGCUCUGCGUUUGCCAAAAAAGUCUCUCCCAGACCUCCGAGGCCCAGAAGGAGACGGGCGCCAACGACACCAGCACCGUCUUCACACGCAUCCUGGACGGCCUGCUGGACGGCUACGACAACCGGCUUCGGCCGGGCCUGGGAGAAAACGUCACGGAGAUCAAGACCAACAUAUUCGUCACCAGCUUCGGCCCGGUGUCCGACACCGAAAUGGAGUACACCAUCGACGUGUUCUUCCGCCAGAGCUGGAAGGACGAGCGGCUGUGCUUCAAGGGCCCCAUGGAGAUGCUGCCGCUCAACAACCUGCUGGCCAGCAACAUCUGGACGCCCGACACCUUCUUCCUCAACGGCAAGAAGUCCAUCGCCCACAACAUGACCACGCCCAACAAGCUGCUGCGGCUGCACAACGACGGCACGCUGCUCUACACCAUGAGGUUGACCAUAUCUGCCGAAUGCCCCAUGCAGCUGGAGGACUUCCCCAUGGACGCACAUGCCUGCCCGCUCAAGUUCGGCAGCUACGCCUACCCCGUGUCGGAGGUGGUCUACACGUGGACCAAGGGCGCCGCCAAAUCGGUGGUGGUGGCGGAGGACGGCUCCCGGCUCAACCAGUACCACCUGAUUGGCCAGACGGCCGGCACCGAGGACAUCCACACCAGCAGAGGCCAGUACACGGUGAUGAUGGCCCACUUCUACCUGAAGAGGAAGAUCGGCUACUUCGUCAUCCAGACCUACAUGCCUUGCUUCAUGACCGUCAUCCUGUCCCAGGUGUCCUUCUGGCUCAACCGGGAGUCCGUCCCGGCCCGGACCGUCUUCGGGGUGACCACAGUGCUGACCAUGACCACGCUGAGCAUCAGCGCCCGCAACUCGCUGCCCAAGGUGGCGUACGCCACGGCCAUGGACUGGUUCAUCGCCGUGUGCUACGCCUUCGUCUUCUCUGCCCUCAUCGAGUUCGCCACCGUCAACUACUUCACCAAGAGGAGCUGGGCCUGGGAUGGCAAGAAGGCCCUGGAAGCCCAGCUGCCCAAGAAGCGUGACCCCAUGAUUCUCUCCAAGAAGCCCAACAACGUCUCCAACUUCACGGCCAACCUGUCCAAGGACGUGUCGGUGUCCACCAUCUCCAAUGCCACCAGCGGCGGCAGCGGCGGCGCUCCGCGGCCCCCGACGGCGGCGGCAAAGGCGGCGGCGCCCGACGCCAAGAAGACGUACAACAGCGUGAGCCGCAUCGACAAGAUGUCGCGCAUCGUCUUCCCCGUCCUGUUCGGCACCUUCAACCUGGUGUACUGGGCCACCUACCUCAACCGCGAGCCGGUGGUGAAGGGCGUGGCCAGCGCCACGUAA
This is a messenger RNA of Salarias fasciatus (jewelled blenny), 1365 nucleotides long. Its product is annotated as gamma-aminobutyric acid receptor subunit alpha-5-like. Lineage: Eukaryota; Metazoa; Chordata; Actinopteri; Blenniiformes; Blenniidae. The coding region runs from base 1 to 1365 and encodes 454 amino acids. The record is from RefSeq and is a predicted model, not a curated record. Gene Ontology annotation, biological process: monoatomic ion transmembrane transport. Gene Ontology annotation, molecular function: GABA-A receptor activity; extracellular ligand-gated monoatomic ion channel activity. The transcript has 9 exons. Gene Ontology annotation, cellular component: membrane.